AUGAGUGCUUGGGAUGUGUUGGUGGUUUGGUGUGUUUGUGGAUUUUGUGGUGUGAUUGCUUGGGAUGUGGUUGGGGAUGUUGGGGUAAAGGUAUCUUUGGGUGUGGAUGGGAUGGCGGUUGGAGACACGAUUGGGGUAAUGGGUUUGGUCUGGGUGGAGGGUGGGGUUGUGUCCAUGGCAGUGGGACUCUGUGGCGCGAUUGUUUGGGAUGUGGUUGGGGAUGUUAGGGUGAAGGUGUCUUUGGGUGUGGAUGGGAUGGCGGUUGGAGACACGAUUGGGGUACUGGGUUGGGUCUGGGUGGAGGUUGGGGUUGUGUCCAUGGUGGUGGGACUCUGUGGCGUGCUGGUUGGUGGAUUAACAGGUGUGGUGGAUUGUGGGAGAAUUGAAAUUGAAUUGGUCAAUAUGGUGGAUG
Molecule: messenger RNA, 412 nt
Organism: Paramuricea clavata
Lineage: Eukaryota; Metazoa; Cnidaria; Anthozoa; Malacalcyonacea; Plexauridae
Source: the annotation of a GenBank genome assembly